This is a messenger RNA of Aegilops tauschii subsp. strangulata, 1255 nucleotides long. RefSeq names its product endo-1,3;1,4-beta-D-glucanase. Gene Ontology annotation, molecular function: hydrolase activity. NCBI's taxonomy places the organism in Eukaryota, Viridiplantae, Streptophyta, Magnoliopsida, Poales, Poaceae. The record is from RefSeq and is a predicted model, not a curated record.
AGACGGUAGACCCGCGACAAGAAAGCAUCUGACCCCGACGACCAAGGAAGCAUCUUAUCGCAUCGCAUCAAACGGAAUCACCCCCACCAACAAUCCCCCGCCUCGACGCCAGCAGGUUCGAAACAAAUACGUGCCCAGCCCACCAAGGCGUUCGCUUCGCGGCCAGUCUCCCACGCCCAACUCCGCGCAGCCUCGCCGCCAGGAGACAGGCGUUGAGUGAGGAUGGCGAGCCCGCAGUGCUGCGCGAACCCGCCGACGCUGAACCCCGCCGGCGGGGAGGGCAGGGUCGUCGACGACGGCUUCGGCGGGAUCGCGGCGUACGUUGCUGGCUCCGCCGGGUCCAAAGCCGCAGUCAUCCUCGUCUCCGAUAUCUUCGGGUUUGAAGCGCCGAAUCUGAGGAAGAUAGCUGAUGAAGUCGCUUCGUCUGGAUACUUGGUUGUGGUGCCAGAUUUCUUACAUGGGGAGCCAUAUUCACACGAAAACGCCGAUAGACCAUUUCCAGCGUGGAUAAAGGAUCAUGCCCCGGAAAAGGAAUUUGAAGAGGCAAAACGAAUAAUUGCCGCUCUAAAGGAACAAGGAGCGUCUAGUAUCGGGGCUGCAGGUUAUUGCUGGGGUGCAAAACUAGUUACCGAGUUAGCGAAGGCUAAUGAGAUCCAGGCAGCUGCUAUGUCUCACCCUUCUUUUGUUAGUGUUGAUGAUAUAAAAGAGACGAAAUGCCCCAUUGCCAUACUUGGAGCUGAAACCGACUUUAUGUCCCCACCUGAAUUGGUCAAGCAGUUCGAGCAGAUUUUAUCCGACUCAGGGAUUCGUCACUUUGUCAAGAUCUACCCUGGUGUGUCCCAUGGGUGGACUGUGAGAUACAACAGCGAUGACGCAACUGCUGUCAAAUGGGCCGAGCAAGCCAUGGUGGACAUGACCAGUUGGUUUAACGAGAACCUGAAGUAGCAGCCCCAAUUUAGGAGUCUGCUUCUGUAUCCACUGAAAUGUACUCCCUCCGUUCUAACUCUUUUGUGAAUCGAAUGUAUAUAGACAUAUUUUAGUGUGUUUGUUCACUUAUUUCGGUAGUUUAUAUUGAAAUAUUCAAAACAUCUUAUAUUUAUGAACAGAGGAAGUAGCAUUGUACUGUAACGAAAUGUGAUAUUUGCAGUUUUGGGAGCUGAUAUUUAUGCUUGCGCUCAGUUCACUGCACAGUUGCGCCCCACUGAGUUCAUUUUUUUGCACUUGCAGUGCAGUGAACUGGUGCACUGUUCUUUGC